ACACCUCAGGAAAGUCCGCCACAAUUAUUGCCGCCAUUUUCGCCAGGAAGUGCUGAAACUCAAAGACGCGUCAUUCGCUCCCGUGGGCCUUAUAACCCUUUGUGGCACGCUAAAUAAUGCACACUCCGAGCCAUGUAAAGUUGAGCGUCGCCAUAUGCGCCAUGAGCGUACUCUUUCCUGUACAGGAUGUGUCGGCUUUCCUGACUCCUGCAGCAAGUGGGCAUCGGAACCCCCCCCUUGCUCCGAGAAGUCCGACGUCAGACCCAACUGCCUUGGCAGUCAGCACUGAAGGCGACCCUGACCGCUGCAAGAUCCGGAACGAUGUGGAACAGCAAUUUAAUCGCAAGGAUGCCGUGCGUUCCUUGAAUGCAUGGACCCUCGGAGCCACGGCAGGGGCCACUUGGGCGGCAUUGACCAUGGGGGGCUCAAGGGCAAACUCUCCAAGUGUCCCCGACUUGGCGCCGAUGGCUGCGUCUUCAAGCGAUGGCCCGGUAGAAGGUGCAGUUGUGCGGAAAUCAGUACCGGAACUGAGGUUUGAAAUGCUGAAAAAGGGGUUGGACCUGACGCAUGCGUUUCAGUUCGAAGAGGCGGAGGACGUUUACACAGAGCUGAUAGGGCUCUUCGACAGCGACUACACAAGUUUGAGCGAUCAGGAGAAGCAGCUGGUGGCAAAAGCGUUCUCGAAUCGAGGCAAUGUCCGCUGCUCCUUGACGCGAGUCAGCGAGGCGCUGCUAGACUACAGCCGAAGCAUUGAGCUGUGUCCUGACACGGCCGAGUACUGGACAAACCGGGGCUUGGCCUUCGAAGUGAUAGCGGACGCACUUCUUGCAACACGGGAAAAGGACGCAUUCCAAUUCUAUGAGACGGCCAUCGCCGACUACGAGCACGCACUGGUCAUGGACCCCGAGAACCACCGGCUCUACCUUAAUGCUGGCGACGUGCUCACACGCACCCGUCGGCAUGACCUUGCAUUGGAGUACUAUCGCAGAGCCCUUGCCUUGUUUCCCAUGUCUCCGGCGAGUCGCGGCAAGGUGGCGUUGCUGGAGGUGGAGAACGGUAAUGUUGGGCGAGGCAUGUACAUGCUUGAGUCCAUCAAUCGACGUAAUCCGGACUUUGCGGAAAUGCUUCUUGCAUCAGCUGCCUUGGAUUGGACUCUCGGCCGAUUUGUCGAAGGCGUGGAUUCGUAUCGUGAAGCAGUGUCGCGUGAUCCGCGACUGUUCGACGACUCGUACUUAAAGAUGGAUUGUCACUGGCCUCCGACCAUGUUAAAAAUGCUGGACAAGCUCCGAGAAGCUGGCACCAUUGAAGGGCUGCGGUCUACUGCGGUGUCUUGGUUCGACAGUCGAGGAGACAUUAUUUGAGUGUCCUAGACAAAGUGAAGGCGCUGAUUGAGUCACCUUUCCUGAUCGGUCUGAAGACGUUGUUUGGACGUUGUUUGAAGACCAUGAAUAUUGGCAGCUACAGAAACAUGAUUUGCGCAGAAUGUAAAUAUACGCGGGUGCGGAAUUCGAAGUGUGAUUAUGUGUAAACGCUUUCUUCAGCGUCAGCUCACCGCUGGCUUAGACUAGCUACUUUCUUUCACAGAAAGUAUUCGACAUGUAACAAGCAUGAAAAAUGUCUAUAAGGUCGUGACAAUGCAAAUGUGUAGUUACCGAUAUGUUUUUACAAACUUCCAGGAUUCUUGUAUCUCUAAUUUUUUUUGCAGAUUUUUUUCAAGAAACGAUCUCAGGCAAAACUUGUGGACAGAAUUCUCUUCACGAGAAAAGAAGCUACCCCGCCGGUGAUUUUUUUGAAGAACGAACAAAUUUGUCGCCGAGUCCUUGCUGGAGUUAAGUCGUCCCUGAAUAGAGGCCAAACAAAAACUGCGAAAUGUACAUCUGAUGUGAAGUAAUUAUCUGAAAUGUAGAAGGCAGCACCAGCAACCGGGAAUGAUACGCUUUUGCAUUUUAGAGAAAUUGUUCGGGUGUUCUGCUAUCAAAAUUGCCCUCCUCAUGAUGUUUCUUUUUUUCCAACAACUAAAAUGUAAAGAAAAGAUUAUUGAUGCUUUUAAA
Messenger RNA from Nannochloropsis gaditana CCMP526, 2051 nucleotides. RefSeq names its product tpr repeat-containing protein. Gene Ontology annotation, molecular function: protein binding. The record is from RefSeq and is a predicted model, not a curated record. The transcript is spliced from 5 exons. Bases 117 to 1361 code for a protein of 414 amino acids.